AUGUCGCUGCGGGUGCGCCUCGCCAUCGUGGCCCUUGCACUUUUCCUGUGCCUUGUGCACAAUGCGGUAGUGGUCGAGGGGUUCAACAUGACGCUGCUGCACACACAAGACACCUACGGCUCCGUGGUGGCCGUCACAAAGCUGAACGCGGCCUGCGCCCCCUUUACCAACGGCUCCUACCCGCCCAAGUGCUUUGGAGGCCUGGGCCGCCGCAUGUCCUACAUCGACGCCGCGCGCAGCGCCCACACAAACGUCCUCCUCGUCGACGGCGGCAACUUCCUCACCGACUCGCCGUUCGAGGCGGCCGGUGGCGCGGAGGCUCUCGGUCAGUUCUACACCACCUUGGGGUACAGCAUCCUCAAGUUGGGGGACCACGACGUGGCCGACCCCGUCAAGCUGGGCAAGUUCCUGGGUGCCGUGGACAAUGUCACGAUCGUGGCGUCGAAUCUCAUCAACACCCGCAACGACUCGCACCUGGGCAACUACACGAUCGACACCUAUGCCAUCCACACCUUUGCCGGCGGCGAAAGGGUGGGCUUCUGCGGAGGUGUGAGCAAGUCCAUUCGGGUCAAGAUCACUACAGAUACAGUCGUGGACUCUAUAAACGAGGUGCAGGCACUCAAGGCCGCUGUCGGCAAACUGACCAACCUCGGCGUCAACAAGAUCAUCGCGACCAUCUACGACGAGACGCUCAUUGGCACCGUCAUCAACGAGGUAGUGGGCAUCGAUGUGCUCAUCGUUCACGGUGAAUUGUACAUUACCAGCCCCACCGUUUCUAUGAACGACGAGAUCUUUGGCGUUCACCCGACGAUCUACAAUGUGGAUUGGGGCCAACCGGUGCUGGUAGUGGGCUCGGGAUCGUUCGGCAAGUACAUCAGCCAGCUCGACCUCGAGUUCGACCAGUACGGAGUCAUCACGGCCUGGGGCGGUGACGCGCAUAUCCUCACGUCGAGCUACCCCGAAGCUGCCUCCGUGGAGGACGACGUGGUGAACUACUACACGGAUGUGGUGGCGGCCCUGUACACGACGCAAGUCGGCACGGCGGGCGCCGACAUCAGCUACGAUGGGAGUUGCAACAUAACCGAGUGCGCGAUCGGCAGCUGGCAGGCCGACCAGCUGCGCCGGGCGACCAACACCUCGAUCGGCAUGAUCAACAGCGGCAGCGUUGGCGGUGGCUGGGCCGAGGGACCCAUUAUGGCCAUCGACGUGCAGACGGUGGUCAAGUACGGCCAGGACUUUGUCUACACCAUGUCCGUCACCGGCGCCGAACUCCUCGAAGCGCUCGAGAACUCCGUGUCCCUGAUCAACACCGGACGAUUCGUUCAGAUUUCUGGUCUCAAGUUCUCCUGGAACAGCAACCAAGAUGUCGGUUGGCGCGUGGUGAACGCUUGGAGUAUCGACUCUGAGGGCCGGGCCGAGCUGAUCAACAACAACACGCGCUACUCGCUCUCCAUGCUGGACUUCAUGGCCAAGGGCGGCGACGGCUACACCAUCUUCUCCACCAACGGCUCCAACGUGCUCAAUUUCGGCUACACGCUCAAUCAGGUGAUCCUCCAACAUCUGGGGGCCGAAAUCGCUAUGCCUGGCAUCGCGCCCAGGAUUGUGAGCAGCUCUGCCGUGAAGCGCAACUGCCUUGCCGCGGACGGCUCCCUGUGCAACAGCAACGGCCUGUGCGUCUCAGGCGCCUGCCAAUGCGACCCAGGCACCGCCGGCGCGCAUUGCAGCCCGGUCAGCUCCUCCAGCUCGAGCGACAACACGACCGCGAUCGUGUUGGGCGUGGUGCUGCCUCUCGUCUUUCUCCUGCUCAUUUUGGCCAUCAUCUGCGCCCUCCUCCUGUGGGGCUACAUGAAGUACAAGCAGCCCAAGCUGGAGCCCAACUUCCAGGUGUUGGUGUGGCGCCGGGAAUCGAUGGAGGACAAGGCCAUCAUGGCCAAGAAGAUCAACGUCAAGGUGGGUGCCGUGCUCGAGAAGUUCCUGCUGGACAAGCACGUGGUCAAGGCCCUCAGCGGGGUGAUCCACGUCAAGCGCACCUACAUCGACGAGGUGUCGGCCGCGCUGAUGCUGGUGCACCAGUCGUCCAACAAGGGCACCAAGCUCAUCAAGACCCUGCUCAAGCACGAGCUCCUCUCCGAGGACGAGAAGGUGCUGUUCCGCGAGGAGACGCUGGGCGUCAAGGCCUUCUCCGUGUUCAGCCGCAUGGUCGGCCUGCCCUACCUCUGGUCGGUGUUUGCCUACCCCAUCGCCGAGCUCGAGAUGGCCAACAACUCAGACGAUAUGGCCUCGCCGCGGCUUAAGUCCAACGUCUCUGACAACGACGCCGUCCCCCUGCAGAGCAUUUUUUCCAUCACCAACACCAUCGAGAUCAACCCGAAGAAUAUGGAGGAGGGCCAGGAUGACUCGAUCGGGCGGCUGCAGCUGGAGCUCAUCCUGCAGAAGCUGCUCUCACGCAUCACCGACUCCCUGCCCCACUUCCCGCUGUACCUGCGGCAGCUGUGCCACAUGCUCUACGAGGACAUGCGCUAUGACCACCCGGACUACAUCCACCGCGUGCUGGGCAACCUCAUCUUCCUCCGCUUCAUCUGUCCGUCGCUGCUGGUGCCCCAGAACUACGGCCUGGUCAAGGAGCACACCCACGCCAAGACGCACCGGACGCUGAUCCUGAUCGCCAAGGUGCUGCAAAACCUGGCCAACAAGAACGACUUCAGCGGCAAGGAGGAGUUCAUGGAGUCCAUGAACGGCUUCAUCCACCGCAACAUCACCAAGUUGGAGGCAUUCUUCAAUCACUUGUGUGAGCCGACGGAUGAGCCCAAGUUCGGAGACCCGCCAACGUCGAUCGUGCCGCGACAGUUCAAGAAGAAGGCAAUGUUGGUCAUGCACCAGUUUGUCCAAUCGCACGCCAAGGAGAUCCACGACGAGCUCAACGAGUUCCCCAGCUAUGAAGUCAAGAGCGCGCUGGAGCAACUCAAGUACCUCGCGCAAGAGGUGGACACACUUAAUGAGGACGAGGACGACGAUGAUGACAGCAGCACGAGUGAUCAGGACGAGCUCGACAGGGCCGACGAGACGGCGCUCACGCCCCGACCACAGGCCUAG
Acanthamoeba castellanii str. Neff is the source of this 3093-nucleotide messenger RNA. Its product is annotated as NAD nucleotidase, putative. Gene Ontology annotation, molecular function: hydrolase activity. The record is from RefSeq and is a predicted model, not a curated record. Gene Ontology annotation, biological process: nucleotide catabolic process; regulation of GTPase activity. The transcript is spliced from 20 exons. The coding region runs from base 1 to 3093 and encodes 1030 amino acids. NCBI's taxonomy places the organism in Eukaryota, Discosea, Longamoebia, Acanthamoebidae.